Pieris macdunnoughi is the source of this 2526-nucleotide messenger RNA. NCBI's taxonomy places the organism in Eukaryota, Metazoa, Arthropoda, Insecta, Lepidoptera, Pieridae. The record is from the annotation of a GenBank genome assembly.
AUGCCGCGCAACUACAUUAGAAAGACUACUCGACAAAACUGGAGUGAGACAUCGAUGCAAUCGGCACUAGAUGCUGUAAAAGAUGGAAUGGCUUUCAAAACAGCUAGUAGACAGUUUUCAGUGCCACUAAUGGCGUUGAAACGAAGAACCAAAGGAAAAAAUAAGCUUGCGAUGGGUGCGGUUAAGGUUCUGGGUAGUAAACAAACUGUUUUUACCACCGAACAAGAAGCAGAACUUGUCAAACAUAUAAAAGACAUGGAGAUAAGAAUGUAUGGUAUGUUUUCAUCCAAAAGGGAAAAAGCUGGUAUUGAGUGGCUAAAAGGAUUCCGAAAACGGCAUCCAGAUAUAACUCUUCGUGCUCCGGAAUCAACAUCAGCCGCUCGAGCACCUGAAAGAGGUGACACCACAACAGCAGUAGUUUGCGGCUCUGCUACUGGAAACUUUAUACCACCGAUGUUUAUAUUUCGCAAAGUGCGAAUGAAGAUGGAGUUGAUGGAUGGUGCACCUCCCGGUUCCGCUUAUGCAUGUAAUACGACUGGCUGGAUGAAAUUGGGUGUCUUUGAGCAAUGGUUUGAUCAUUUUUUAACUCACGUGAAGCCUUCAAAAGACGAUCCAGCAAUGUUGAUUUUGGAUGGCCACCUCUCGCAUACAAAAAAUUUGAAUGUGGUGCUAAAGGCGCGAGAAAAACAUGUGCUUAUUAUAUGCCUGCCACCGCAUUGCACCCAUAAACUCCAGCCAUUGGACGUUGCGGUCAUGUAUCCUCUGAGCAUUUAUUAUAACCAAGCACUAGAAAAAUGGAUGAACAAUAAUCCUGGAAGAGUAGUGACUGUUUUCCAAGUAGCAAAAAUUUUUGGAGAGGCUUACCUAAAGGCAGCAACACCAUCAAACAUUGUUAGCGGAUUUUUAAAAUGCGGAAUACAACCGAUAAACCAAGAUGUUUUCAGCGAUGUGGACUACGUAGCUGCAGAGACGACUGAAGUGGAAGCGGAUACAGAUAUUGCCGAUUCGGGUGACUCGUCUCAUUCGGUUUCUGUCUUACCAUUGUCUACAUCCACUGAAGCUAUGCAAACUAGUGAUGUUUCACAAGUGUUGAUUCCAAUGGAAACGGAUGAGGCUUAUGCUAUACCUAGAAAUGAGCCAGCAACGCCAUGCCUUACAAACGAAUCUUCUCCUAGGCAGACUGAAGAUUCUUCUGCUGUGCUUUCCGUCAUGCCACCAUUACCAUGCCCUCCAUUGGAGUCAAAUGCAACAGUACAAUCUUCAUUGUGCGAAUCUCCUCCUAGGCAGACUGAAAAUUCUACUGCUUCGCUUUCUGUCAAGCCACCAGCACUGUGCCCUCCAAAGGAGUCAAGACCUACAGUACAACCUUCAUCGCAGACUGAAGAUUCUACUGCUUUGCUUCCCAUCAUGCCACCAUUAACGUGCUCUCCAAAGGAGUCGAACGCUACAGGACAACUUUCAUCGUGUGAAUCUUCGAUUUCCGCCAUGACACCAUUACCAGUUGCUUCUGUCGAUUUGCCUUCGACAUCAUUUGGAUGUUUCGCACCCCGUGACAUUCUACCGUUUCCAAAGAUAGAAGGAAAAAGGAGUAAAAUUAUUAGAAAAAAAGUUGACACGUCGAUACUUACUAGUACACCCUACAAAACCUAUUUAGAAGAGGAAAUGGAAAAAAAAAGAGUAAUGGAAGAAAAACAAAAAGCCCGUAAGGAAAAAAAAGCCAAUAAAGCGAAGAAAUCCAAAGAAAAACAAGUAAAAAGGGAAAAAAUGCAGGACAGACAAGAAAAAAUAAAAAACAAGCAUGAGUCAGAAUCUUCCGGAGAUGAAGAUGAUACAGAGUGUAUGUUCUGUACACAGCCGUAUUCGAAUGAUGUCUUGGGAGAAGGAUGGGUACGUUGCGUCAGCUGUUUGAACUGGGGACAUGAAGAAUGUGCAGGAAUAGACAGUGACGAUUUUGACAACUUUACAUGUGAUAUUUGCGUAACCGUUAAAGGGAUCAUUUUGUACAUGUUUCUCCUAGAUGUUCCUUGCCCAAAAGCAGUACUUAUUUAUAAUAAAUACAUGGGCGGUGUCGAUUUACUAGACGCAAUGUUAGGUUUCUAUAGGAUCAAAAUCCGCAGUAAUAAAUGGUACCACCGCCUGUUCUUCCAUUUCAUUGAUCUCUGUUGUAUAAAUAGUUGGCUACUAUGGAGGAGAGUCAUGAAACAGAAAGGUGAAGAUAUUUACAUUCCAUUGCUUGACUUCAAAUUAGUUAUAGCAGACGUAUUGAUGCAUCGAGACUCUAAAGUAUACACUCCCACUACACGCAAACGAGGACGACCACUGAAUGAAGAUGUUGAGGCAAUUAAAAAGGGGCGAUCACGACGACGAAUAGAACUGCCGUCAAUUGAAAUAGCUGGAGACGGGUUUAACCACUGGCCCAAUUUGAAAACUGAUCACCAAAAUGGAAGGAUGCAAGCAGAAAUCCCAAGUGAUGUGCGAAAAGUGUGGUUGUUAUCUUUGUUUCAACAAAGAUCGCAACUGUUUUAA